Messenger RNA from Sceloporus undulatus (fence lizard), 2594 nucleotides. RefSeq names its product phospholipase A2 inhibitor gamma subunit B-like. Gene Ontology annotation, molecular function: phospholipase inhibitor activity. The transcript has 6 exons. Bases 101 to 937 code for a protein of 278 amino acids. NCBI's taxonomy places the organism in Eukaryota, Metazoa, Chordata, Lepidosauria, Squamata, Phrynosomatidae. The record is from RefSeq and is a predicted model, not a curated record. Gene Ontology annotation, cellular component: extracellular region.
UCUCCUGGCAGUGACCAAGGUCUCCUUCCAUCGCAUUUAUAAACUGGCUCUUCUGAUUCCACCCCCACCAGGAUUAUGUUGCAGGAAGAUAGAGGAAUGCAUGGAUUUUGUCCUUAGGUCUUCGUUGGACAGCUGCCCAACGUUGGACAACACCGCCCUAAGCGGGGAUCCAAGUCCCAGAAAACUAAACCUCCCAACUGCAUCAGGGAAACAGAAACUCUGCUGCAUUCAAGACUUGCAAAACAGUUCUGGUCCAGGCUUCCAGAUGUCUUCUGGGAUUAUGCAGCUCUCUCUUGGCAUCUGUCUCCUUGCCACAUGCAUAGCUUUAGGAGUGUCUUUGGAAUGUGAGGAGUGCUUUGGCAUGGGACUCGGAAUAAAUUGUCAUGGGAAUAUAAUAACAUGCUCUGCUAACAAAGACACGUGUGCCAUCAUCUCUGCAGAGAACAUGGGACAAAGUGGCAUCAUGAAGAUGUGCAUGUCAUCCGAAAACUGUGGCCAUGGCCUCACGUCUCUCAACAUGGGCAGCGCGGGAGUAGUCAGAACCAACAUUAUCUGCUGCAUUGGGAAUGAAUGCAAAAGGGACCCUGCCCCUUUGCCACCCAGAAACACCACUUUGAAUGGAAAGAAGUGCCCAGCUUGCUAUGCUGUGGGUUCUGAGUGCAAGGAUGAGAUCACUGAAUGCGUUGGAGAUGAAAACUUUUGCUAUGCGAUGUCUGGGACUACAUCCAUUGGAAAGGUUAAUACAACAGUCAGUUUGAAGGGCUGUGCAAAUGAGGCUUCCUGCUAUGAAAUAAAGAACAGUGAUGCCUCCCUAGCUGGGAUCGGUGUCAUUUCUGAAGUCCGAUGCACAGGUGGGGCAACAGCCAGCACUUCAGAAAUCUUUGGACUCCUCUACCCACUCCUUGCUGGAGUGCUGUUUAUGAAGUUCUUUGUUUAAUUCUUUCCACAACACUGCAUCUAUGUAUGCGGCUGUGUGUGUAUGUGUGUAUUAAGGAUGAAAAGCAUGCAUGUUCAAGAAGUGUGUUUCUCAAGUGUUGGGAAAUGGAUGAGGAGAAUCCUGGACUGAUGUGAAUCAUUGCAGGUCAAGGCUUAUUCUACAUAAAAUGUGCACCUGGUUAUUUGGCAGUAUAAUAUCCCAAUGACAUUUUUUUGUAUAGGAAACAUUUUACCUAUCAAAAAUAAUAUUUAUAUGAAGACAUACUAUUUUAUACAGAAGAAUUGUUAUUUCCUGAAUUGAAAUUUUUGGGUUUUCUGCACACAACCUCCCUCCAAAACAUGAAUAUUGUGUUGCAAAUAGCCUUCGGAAAUUGGACAGUUCACGAGAAUUUCUUGCGACGGGAAGAAAAUUGCUAACAUUACUCAUCAUUUCCUUUGAGAAUGAAUGCAGUAAAGAAUUACAUCCUGUGUGUGUAUGUGCAUACAUUCAUACUUGCUUUGUACUGUUAUUAGGUAUACAGGACUAUUAUCAAGCUUUCUGUAAAACAUUUAUCCUACCAUUACGUAGGACUUACUACUUAUAUUUUUCAUGCUGCUCCCUAGAGGUGUUUAUUGUGAAGACACAAACCUAGCUCCAAAAAUGAAACGUAGCUGUCAAAAGAACAUCAAGCAUCAGAAGUAAUGAAAUUUUGGGGAGGAGGGGUAGAGAAGAAAAAGAAGAACGCAGAAGAUGCAUACUUUCAUUUUUAGGAUUUGUCACAUGCCAUAGAUUUCCAAAAGGAGAAAUGAAGGUAGAUCUCACUGUAAUAGUGUCAUUCUUGCUGUUUUAGAUAACACUGGCUGGAAUCCGAUUGUUGAAUAACACAUCCAUUGUUGAAUAGUGAGCCAACGUAUAGGGAAAUCCUGCUGAUUCAAUGGCUCUAGUUUAGCCAUAGGAUGUAGGCCAUCAUGCUUAGAUCAGUACCGUGUUUUAUUUUCCAGUUAGAUAAUCUAGGUUGCAUCUACACUGCAGAAAUAAUGCAGUUUGACACCGCUUUAACUGCCAUGGCUCCAUUCUAUAGAAUCCUGGGAAUUGUAGUUUGUUGCGGCACCAGAAGUCGCCAACAGAGAAGGUGAAAUAUAACACAAAACUACAGAUCCUAGAAUUCCAUUGCAUUGAGCCAUGGCAGUUAAAGUGGUGUCAAACUGCAUUAUUCCUGCAGUGCAAAAGCAGCCCCAGUUAUAUGUAUGUGAAAUGUGUCUUCCCUUCAAAUAACCACCACAGAGUCCAGCAAUGGGGUAUUGGCAGCUACUUCUCUGAAGUGGGAUGGAGGGCUACUUCCAACCUUAUCCUUCCUCAGGCUUCACUUAGGACCACCAUCCUCCUGAAGGGCAUUUAAACCCAAGAAGUGCGUGAAUGAUGUUGGAUGCUUUCAGUCCUUCAUGAAAAUAUCAUCACAUUUCCAUGAUAUAUUUCUACUCUUUCUCUGUUUUCUGUUUUUCUUUCUCCUUUUAUUUACCUGACAUGGCACUUCAGUGUGAUAAAUAUGCUGAAGAAUCUAAGCUAGACUCAAUUAUACAGGUUUGCGACGAAAAAUCAUUUUUCAACAUUGUAGCCAUUUUAAUGGAUUGUGGGGUGCUGAAUUUGAAAAAAACAAAUAAAAAUGACAUGCCACAUA